AUGCUGGUCGCAGUUGCCCUUGUUGGCCUGCUGGUGCUGGUAAACGCUUCACCUACGGUUACUGAUCGCAAAGCUGUUACUGGUGAACAGCCUUCUAUGAGCACUCAGUCUGUCAAUCAGAACAACGAAGAAAACACUUACCACUGCGACGACGAUCCCUCGGCCAUUGCCUGCCCCGCUAUGGAUGAUUGCUCCGCCCAGGGACCCCUGGCUAUAGCCAAGAGAGACACCCCCGAUACACAAGCUCAGGAAAACAAGAGAUACGAGUGUUCCAAGGAUCACACUGGCGUCCUCAUCUGCCGAUAUGGUUUCUGCUCUACCGACCAUUACUGCAAGAAGAAUACCAAGUGCAGCGAUAAGUGUGCCUGCUGCAAGAAGGGUCGUGACAUUCUACGAGACAUCGGGGUCUUCAAGGACAGCUCUGCUUAG
This is a messenger RNA of Exserohilum turcica Et28A, 429 nucleotides long. RefSeq lists its product as uncharacterized. The transcript has 2 exons. The record is from RefSeq and is a predicted model, not a curated record. Bases 1 to 429 code for a protein of 142 amino acids. Lineage: Eukaryota; Fungi; Ascomycota; Dothideomycetes; Pleosporales; Pleosporaceae.